This is a messenger RNA of Nematocida minor, 1335 nucleotides long. RefSeq lists its product as uncharacterized. NCBI's taxonomy places the organism in Eukaryota, Fungi, Microsporidia. Gene Ontology annotation, cellular component: membrane. The record is from RefSeq and is a predicted model, not a curated record. Bases 1 to 1335 code for a protein of 444 amino acids. The transcript has a single exon.
AUGACUUCUGCAGUAAAGUCCGAGCAAAGCAACAGAAGUGUUUUAGUGCAGUUCAUUCUUAUCUACUUCUUUAUACAUAUUGUCAUCUACUCUUCGCAUAACUACAGAGAGACACUGGCUAAGGAGGUGUUCAAGAUAUCCUCGCAAGACUAUUCGUUCAUUGAAAUGAUCAGUGUAAUUAAGCUCGCUGGCUCUAUUACUUCUACCUAUAUAUCACAGAGAUACGUGCGGCCGCUGGUGGUUACUUUUAUAGCCACUUCCAUCUUCAUUCUCUCUCUCGUUGUUCUGAUUAACAAUGUCAUAGAGAAUAAGUACGCCAACUUACUCCUGGGGUGUCUUCACAUAGUAGCAGACUCGGCCAUUCUUCCUACGAUAGAUGCCGAGUGUCUGACCCUUCUGAAUAACAGGGGAAUAAGCCAGAAGUUCAGCAAAAUAAGAGUGUUCAGCACGAUUGGGCACAGCAUAACGUAUCUCAUAAACAUGUUCAUACAGAGGACGUUCCAAGACACAAAGAUGGGCAGGAGCAUUCUCAUAAGCACCCUUUCAUUUGGAAUUGUCACGAUAGCCUGCCUAGCCAACACUCUAUUCACAAUAUCGUAUACAUCGGAAAAAGAGGACAGCAAGAUGGUGCACUCUGAUGAUAAAGUACAGUCAAAAUCAAAAAUAUCUCAGAAAAGUUUUAAGAGCGAGAAUGAGAACGCAUUCGAGAAAGUACUUUCUACCUUUAAGCUGUUCAGAGUGGAUUAUGUUAUUAUACUGGCAGCAGCAGUGGGCAGUGGAAUAUCCAGGUCCUCUCUGCAGUCGUAUCUCAGCGAGUACCUCAGAAACACGCGCGCCUCCUCCGACGAAGGAUACAUUUACUUCACGCGAACACUCUGCGAGCUGUUUGUGUGGAGCGUAGUUAUUUGGCUGGGAGACAGAGUGAGCCUUGAAGCGCUGUUCCCUGUGGCCAUAGGCCUGGGGGCAGUCAGAGCUCUUUUCUACUCCAUCAGCCCCUCGAAUGAAAUCAUUCGCUGGAUACUUCCGUACAUAGCAGAGAUGUUUAAGUCAGCAUACAGCGCACUGUUUAUAUACGUAUGCACUAAGUUAGCCCAUAAGUAUGCAGGAAGCAACCAAAAGACCCUUUCCCAGGGCGUGUUCACGGGAUUCUACAGCGGAUUGUCUCCGUUCCUUGCAGGACUUCUGAGCUACCACGUAUUCUCCGUCUCCAAAAACAGCGACUUCCAAGAUAAAGAGAAACUCUUCAGAAUAGCAGGGUGCAUUGGCCUGGGAGCCACUGCGCUUUCGUUUGUCUUGUACCUCAGAAGCAUAAGAAACAGAAAAGUAGCCAUAUAA